This is a messenger RNA of Paramecium pentaurelia, 976 nucleotides long. The record is from the annotation of a GenBank genome assembly. Lineage: Eukaryota; Ciliophora; Oligohymenophorea; Peniculida; Parameciidae.
UGUANUAUUUUAAUUUAUAAAAGGGGGUAACAUUAUAUAUAUAAAAAAGAGACCUUAUGGAUUAAAAAACUAAAGUAGAAGUACAUUAAUAAAAUAAUAAAGCAGGCUGAUCAAUGUGAUCACUAACAUAAAUAUUUUAAAUAGAGUUUGCCCUUACAAUUAAGUUAAAUUAUCAACAUUAGAUUAAACUAACCUCGUUAAGAAGAACGUAGAUAUCAUUCAGAAACACUUAAAUAAGUAUUAUAUUUAAAGAAAAGUUAUUUAGUAAGCUAAAGCUUUUGACAUAAAUAAAUGGUAAGAAAUGGUGGAUAAAGAUGAAUUAUAUUAAAUGUCAUUGACAGGACAUUUGAUCAAAGCAAUACAAUUAUAAGAUGGGAAUGCCACAUUAAAUAAUCUAAUAAAUGUUACAGAACCAUAUCUACCAUUUUUAAGAAAGUAGAAUGGAAAAAAUUUUACAGGAAUGGCUACAAGAACUGUGAAAGGAUGUUUGUCAGCAGUUGUUUUUAAAAGAAAUGAUGAAUCAACUUGGUCAGUAGAUGAUACUAAAGUAGAAGAAUUUAUUAGUUAAGCUAAUAAGAAGCUAUUUUAAUUCUUCGAGAAACUAAAGAAAAACUUUCCAAUUUAUGAUAAUAUCAAAUCAGAUAGUAAUGGUAGAAAAACAAAAAAAAGAAUUAAAAUAGAAUAGAGAAGAGAUGAUGAUUAAUUCAAUGAUAGAUUUUAACCUUACUAUAAUUAAAAAUUAGAUCCUCAAGAUAAUAUUAAAAUUGAAAAUCAUUAUUAGAAUUUUGAUUAAAAUGCUAAUUUGAAAAUAAAUUCAGAGUGGCAUUAUUCAAUAAGUGACAAUAUUUUUAAAAGUUUAUAUUGUUUAAGAUAAGGAGAAAAGAUAGAUGAUCAAUUUUUAGGCAACUUGAUAGGAUUCUACAAUAUUAAACAUAUCUUAGAUAGAAUGUCAGAAUGUUAAAGAUAUAUUGAUUGA